AUGGCGGGAGAAUGGGUGGAGCUGAAAUGGUUGAAAGCAAAAGGAUAUUAUAGUUUGGAGGAGUUCAUUGCCAACAGAAUGGAGGUGACUUUGAAGUUGGCAUGGCUUAACUGUAAUAAUGGAAAGAAAAGGGGGGCGAAGUUAAAGGAUAGGUUGAGUGAAUCUGGCAUGGCUGUAAAUGUGUUUUGGAGGAAGAAAGGGUGUGUGGAUUGGUGGGAGAAAUUGGAUAACACUAUCAGGAAGAAGGUGUUUUGCACUUUCUUGGGAAAAGCCACAAAAUCUUUGGUACUUCUAUUUAGUUUUUGUUACGGAUUUGUUUUGUUGUUUCUUUUUGUGUCUAUUUACUACUGA
Molecule: messenger RNA, 351 nt
Organism: Fraxinus pennsylvanica
Lineage: Eukaryota; Viridiplantae; Streptophyta; Magnoliopsida; Lamiales; Oleaceae
Source: the annotation of a GenBank genome assembly